UCUACAGUUUCAAUUCUGUCUUCAGUUUUCCAAACUUGUGGUGGUCAUCUGUGACAUGUUGCCUUUGAAGGUAUAUACUGUACAACCUCAGGAUGUCAAGAGGGAGACACAUCCCGUCAUGCAGUGCAUUAUUGAUGGGAAGUUCAAGAAGUUAAAAAAGAUGAAAUUUCAGGUCAAUGAACGGUAUCCUUGUGAGCAAUGGAAAGAUGAUGUCACCCCCUUAUGUGCAGCGGUUGCUUGUGGAAAUGAAGACAUCUGCACAUACCUUCUCAGAGAAGCUGCUGAUGCUAACAUCCCGUCAACUAGAGGUUUCACACCUUUGAUGUAUGCGCUGCAGUACAGUGCGUCAGUUCAUAUAGUUAGACAACUAUUACAUGGAAAAGCUGAUCCUAAUUUGGGAUUGCCCAUUGUACAAGCUGCAUUUAACAACAGAAAGGAUAUUGUAAAGGAAUUACUCAGACAUGGAGCAGUUCCUGAUUUGAAUUGGGUAUACAAUCCAAAAAUGGAUACAUUAUCGCAAAUGCUACACGAGCUAUCUUUGGAAGAUGACCAAAUUACAAACUAUGCUCGGUUUGUUGACCUUUGCUGUGAUGUAGCAACAAAGGCUCCAGAGGAUGUGUUCAUACUGCACCAGCAGCAUUUUUUAGAGGUACACCCCAAAAUGCAGCAUACCAUUUUGGACCGGAUGUUUUCAAUGGUUGGACGUGAGGCUUCAACAUAUAGGCAAUUGACUAUUAAGUGGCUUAAAGAUUCUCAAAAUUUGGACAAAUAUGUUGAUGUGACAAUCAAAAACUUAACCACAAUGCCCAUAGAACACUGUACAAAUGUUGUAAGCAAUUUAUGCUCAGCUUUGUGUCUAAUGAAGGAAAUACCACUGGGGUUUUCUCUCCAACUCAUACCCUUUCUUUUGAAAUGUCUAGCAACACCUCAACUGGCUGCCUCUCCUGAUGUCUUUCUGCAAUUGCUAAACAUCAUCACACAGAAGACUAGGGAAGAUGGCUCAGAUGAUCAAUUUAUUGAUGAGCUGUGCAAGCUGUGCAAAGGCAUAAUGCCCUUUACACAUCCAAUGUACCCAAUUCGCACUGGUGCAAUAACUUAUGAGAUAAUAGCACACCUGUAUUCAUAUGGGCGUGUACAUGAGGUAAUCAAAUCCCUUGGUGUCACAUCAGUACCUGAGAGGAUACUGCUCUCUGCAGACAGUGGGAUGGAUGAAAUUUUAAAAAACAAAUUGAGAGAACUGAAUGACAACCUAACAAAGCAAUCCUCCGAUGGGCAAUCACCUGAAGAGGAAGUGUUUUCCCAAAUAGAAGAAAAAGAAAAGAGGAAGAAGAAGAAAAAGAAGAAGAAAAAGGGAAAUAAAAAGAAAACCUCAACAACUGUCAUGGUCUCUGGUUCAGAGAUGGCUUCAGACAAAAAUUCAGUUGAUGAAUCUUGCUCUACUGAUGAGCAAAGGUCAAGUAUUCAACCAUUUUCUUCUGACACCGUAACAAUGACAAAUCCACGACGUUGGCACCAAACCAGUCUUCGCUGGAAGGACAAGUUGGAAGCAGUUGCUAACAGAAGAACAAAAGAGAAGAACGUACAGAAUCUUACUUUUUGUCCUGAUCAUCUUAUUGCAAAAGGAAGUGAUGGUACAGAAGUCUAUAUUGGUCUUAGGGACGAUGGCACUGAAGUUGCUAUUAAACGCAUGACCAAGUCAAACUACCAGCUGCUUAAAAAUGAGGAGGAUUUAUUACGUGGGCUUGACAAUCCCAGUAUUGUGCGAUAUGUAGACUUUGUUGAGGAUGAAAACUUUGGCUAUUUAGCCCUUCAGCUUUGUGAGUACACCCUGGAGGAAUACAUUCAACCAGACAAUCAACUUUUACCAGAAAACCAUCAGGAAAAGAUGGACAUUCUUAAGACAAAAGUAAAGGAAGUCCUUCAUAGUUUAGAAGUUAUUCAUAGUCAGGAUAACAAAGUGCUUCACAGGGACAUCAAACCCCAAAAUGUUUUGAUUGGUGAGAACAAUAGGCUUACUACUUUGUCUAACUAAUACUGUUCAUUCUGUAUGUUACAUAUUAACAAUAGUUACACAGUUAUUCAGAAUAAGACUGUGUGUGUGUGCGUGUGCGUGUGCGCAUGUGUGCGUGUGCAUACAUGUGUGUGUGUGAGUACACUGUAAAAAAAGUCUGUAAAAAUUACAGGGGAAAACUGUAAAAUGGCAACAGUAAUAGACCAUAAAACCUAAAACAGUACAUCACUGUAGAAGAAACAUCUAAUUACCCUAAAUCAAGAAACGGUAAUUCUACUGUAAAAAUAUGUGGAGUAUUACGGUGAAUAACUGUGAAUUGGCUACAUUAAUGGACCAUAGAACUUAAAAAAGUAUAUCACUGUAGAAUAAACAUGUAAUUACCCUAAAUCAAGAAACGGCGCAAAACUUGAAUUGUACUGUCCAAACAUGUGAAACAUUACAGUGAAGAACUGUGAAUUGGCUACAGUAAUAGACCAUGAAUCACAAAACAGUUUAUCACUGCAGUAGAUACAUUGAAUUACCCUUAAUCAAGAAAUGGCACACCACUUUAUUUUAAGACAAACUACAGUUUUUCUCAAUUGUUUACACACAAUUUCUGGUACUUGAGACACAAUUCCAAUAAUAUGUAGCUCAUGCACCAACCUCCUGAAUCGAUUCUGUUGAACUAUAAGCACAAUUUCUGCUUUACACUCAAAUUGCCGUUCUAAAACACACUGUUUUCAAAACACUACACACAAUUCUCUGCAUUUGACACAAUUUUCAUGAAGAAAAUGUCUUGUUCUCUCAAGGAACACACUGCCAUUCAAAUCCUAAAGCUAACUGCCCUACCAUGCACACUGACUCAUCACAUGGGCAAACUCCUGUCACACAGUCUUACAAUUAGCAAUCAGAGCUUUAGUAUUACAGUAUAGUAGUACAGGCAGAGGCAGAGCCAGAGGAGUGAGAGAGUAGGAGGAUGGGGAGGCCAAGGACCGUAAUCUCUGAUGAGAUCCGAGCCACUAGAACAUUGCAGUGCUGCGUAUCAAUACAGUACAGUACCGGACAGUACAAUACAGCUCAAUGAGCACAGUAGUACAGUAUUGCCUGUGGGCUGUUCUGUAGGACUGUAAAAAUAAAGUAUGUUUCAAGUAUUUGGGUAAAGUAAUCCUACUUUCUAUUCCUACACAGUUUACAGUAUUUUACUAUUUGUUUGGCAGCCGAAAGAUUACCAACACAAGGUUUUCUGUCUCCUGAACAGGAAAAUGAAAUCAUGAGCAUUGUCCUAGAAAAAACGGCAUAACAUUACGGCAAAUACAAAGAAAAAGAAUAGAAAACAAUGAGAUAUUCCAAAAUAUUGAUAGGGUAAGCAUAUAAACUUACUGUAUCAGCUUAUCUACUGUUUGUAGUACUGUUUGUAGUGUAACACUGAACAAAAAAAGGCCCAAGUCAUUAUAAUGAAUGGAGAAGAAGUGUUUUCAAUUCAUCGCAGUGUUUUACACUGAGCACAUCAGUGUUCAACUGGUCCUUAUAAAUGUCUUGAUAUGAUGGUUUGUGUGUGUCUCUUGAGAACAAAAGAGCAUUUUGAGGAGAAAUUACAUUGUUUUGAAGGUAAAAUGUCAUUUUGCAGGAGAAUUGUGGAGUUUUGCCCAUUGUGUAUGUUGUUUUGGAUUUGUGUGUAGAGUUCUGAGAAUAUGAGGCAUGUUUUCAGAAAAUGUGUGUUAACAAUCGAGAAAAACUGUAAUGGCACACCACUAUUUUGAGAAACAAAUGAAUAAAUCCUAAAAUGGAAAUAUUUUUACACUUGUACCAACA
Sardina pilchardus (European sardine) is the source of this 3802-nucleotide messenger RNA. RefSeq lists its product as uncharacterized. The transcript has 2 exons. Lineage: Eukaryota; Metazoa; Chordata; Actinopteri; Clupeiformes; Clupeidae. Gene Ontology annotation, molecular function: protein serine/threonine kinase activity; ATP binding; RNA endonuclease activity. The coding region runs from base 56 to 2032 and encodes 658 amino acids. Gene Ontology annotation, biological process: IRE1-mediated unfolded protein response; protein phosphorylation; intrinsic apoptotic signaling pathway in response to endoplasmic reticulum stress. Gene Ontology annotation, cellular component: IRE1-TRAF2-ASK1 complex. The record is from RefSeq and is a predicted model, not a curated record.